This is a messenger RNA of Oreochromis niloticus (Nile tilapia), 3065 nucleotides long. Its product is annotated as prostasin. Bases 1667 to 2551 code for a protein of 294 amino acids. Lineage: Eukaryota; Metazoa; Chordata; Actinopteri; Cichliformes; Cichlidae. Gene Ontology annotation, molecular function: serine-type endopeptidase activity. The record is from RefSeq and is a predicted model, not a curated record. The transcript is spliced from 7 exons. Gene Ontology annotation, biological process: proteolysis.
AUGAAAUUCACAAUAUAACAUAAGAAAUUUAUGAAAUGUUUAAAAUGAGAUCAUCUACAAUUUUAAGGGGAAAAUUGUCUCAUUUUGAAUUUGAUGACUGCAAUACUUCUGGGACUUUCAUUCCCGGGCCUGUGGUAUAUUUACCUUCAAAACCAACAGAAAAGAGCUCCAGAUUUACAUUGAUAAUGUCUCUUUGCAUUUCUCCAUUCCGUUUCUGAUCAGUCUAAACAGGUUUUAAUUAGUUGAAAAACAUUGCUAUAGCACAAUGCUGCCACUUUUAUGCUGCACUGUAUUGAAUCAGAAUCAGAUUAUCUUUAUGUCACAACAAAAUUAAGUGCAGUCCCUGCGGUGUCAAGGGAAGAAAGUUUAAAUAUAUUUACAAAAGAAGUAUAAAAAAAGAGUUAUAACACAGUCAUUAGGUCAUAAAUAGAACCCUAAUCCACAUAAACACUCUUGCACAGAAUGUCACCCAUUGCACAGUUUUUGUCAGGUUAAUUGUUGAUGAUUACUUGUGAUUAGUUGUAAUCAGCUAAAAAUAACCUGAUAGCUAAUCUUAGGUACCCCCCCCCCCAACUGAUGAUUCAUAGAACUGAGACCAACCAUCUGGCCACUGCCAUAAGAUAUGUUGGAGUGCUGCACUGAGAUUGUUUGCAGGAUUUCUGAAGCUUACUCAGAAUGAUCACCAGAGAUUUGGUCACUUCACUUUCAGAGGCCUAUCAGAUCAUUAGUUGGUCAACCAGGCCAGCUCUAGGAAGAGUCGUGUUUGUUCUGUCUCAGAGCUCUGCAGAAAUUGCUUUAGUCUCGUGAUUUGAAAUUUCUUCUGCAGCUGCAUGUGCCUUGGUUAUCUUACAAAAUAAUUUAACAUGACUUUAUCUGGAUAAAUCUUUAAUUUCAGGUAGUUUAGAAUAUCACAGCUGAAAUUACGUUGAAUUUUUAAAAAGUCUGAAUACUUUAUAAACAUUUAUAAAAAAAUUAUGUUUUAAAACCAUUAAGUAUGCAAUGGUUAAUGAUGAGGGAGAAAAUUAACAUAAACAAAUUUUGUUUUAGGGUGUAAAGAGAAAGAGUCAUUGUUUCUGAAUGUGAUGUAAAUAAUUGUCACAUCAUGACAACAUGAUACUGGAUAGUCAUUAAGACACAUGACAAAACCAGUAAAUAUUUUGUCAUUGAAAUAUCAUUUUAUGUUUGUAUAGUAAACCCAGGUGCUGAAACACACAACUGACACAUCAGUGACAACUGACACUUGUACAGAAUUCCACCACAAUCUUAACAGAUGAUGGUUUCGCAGUCUUUAAAUAUCUUACAUAUUCACUCUCCUUAUUUGGUUGGAGUCCACAGGGAGGUUUUUCAUUGACUCCGAGAUGAAUAUGAAUGUAACAAUAAUGAGCUGUGAAAAGGGCAGAAGUCUUUGAUGAAAUCUACUGGCAAUAUUCAUGUUUAUUAAAAAUAUAAUACACAUAACAUAUAAAAAACCCUGCAAUCUUUUAAAAAGUGCACAGUGGUCUUUAAGUCUUUGUCCCAGAAAUUAAAGGAAGCAGGAAAUGCUUCAGCCGUGGGGUGUGCACAUGGGAGGGGCAAAUAUAGGUGUCACACUUAUAUAUUUGCCACUCACCUAUGGCUGGGAGAAUAGUCUAAAAAGAGGGACACACAAGAACUGUACAGUUGCACAAUGGCGUUGAAGGAGUGGAUUCAUUUAUUGGCUUUGUUGAGCCUCCUGUCUGCAGAAUCAAAUGCUCAGCUUGAUGUAUGUGGCACUGCUCCACUCAAUGGCAGGAUAGUCGGAGGUGAAGAUGCUCCACCUGGACACUGGCCGUGGCAGGUCAGUGUGCAGCUACGUGGUAAUCAUUUUUGUGGCGGUUCCCUCAUCAACAAAGAGUGGGUGAUGUCUGCUGCUCACUGCUUCUCUGGUUCAAGUCCGUCUGGGUGGACGGUUUCUCUUGGUCUUCAGAGUCUGCAGGGUGAAAAUCCAAACAAAGUGUCCAGAAAUGUUGCCAAAAUCAUUUUGCACCCAAACUAUGACAGUGAGACCUACGACAACGACAUCGCUCUGCUCAGACUCUCCUCACCAGUCAGAUUCACUGACUACAUCAGACCUGUGUGCCUGGCAGCGAGUGGCAGUGUGUUCAACAAUGGCACUGAUAGCUGGGUGACUGGCUGGGGUGCAGUCAAAGAGGGAGUGGCCUUACCCUUCCCACAAACGCUGCAAGAAGUGGAGGUGCCAGUUGUGGGAAACAGACAGUGUAACUGCCUGAAUGGAGUGGGCACAGUCACAGACAACAUGAUCUGUGCUGGUGUUCUGGCAGGAGGCAAAGACUCAUGCCAGGGAGACUCCGGAGGUCCAAUGGUGAGUAAACAGGGCUCUGUUUGGGUCCAGUCUGGAAUUGUAAGUUUUGGAUCUGGUUGUGGUCGGCCCAAUCUGCCAGGAGUCUACUCCAGAGUGUCCCGUUACCAGUCCUGGAUCAAGUCCCACAUUCGCUCUAAUAGGCCAGGAUUUGUGCAGUACAUCUCCAGCGGGCUGGACUCUGACAGCAACUACACCUGUCCUGGUCUCUAACAAGACCCUCAAGGAGAUAAUAGCAGCGUCUUCAUGGUUCCAAGUUGCUGUCGUAACAAUCAGUGGACGUAAAGUGAGCCAUGCAGAUGUUGACAUCUGAAGAUUUGGGUCAUUCUUACAGGAGAUUGUUGGUGAAACAUCAUCUCCUGCAGCACUUUUGACAAGAUUUCACCAGAUUACUGAGUUUCCUUAUUGCUGUCUUUUGCUGUCCUCAUUAUCUCCAUGUUCCUGUUGUCCACCCAUUCACAUUUAUUUAAUGUACUGAUGAUGCUCAGAUCAAAAUGAAGAAACUAAUUCACAUAAACAUUUCAAAAGAAGUUUACAUUUCUAACUAGAAAACUUCAUUAUUUUGAAGUGUUUUGAUGUGUUUCUGUGAGCUAAUUAUACAUAAAUAUGUCUAUUCUGUGCAUUCUGAUGCUGUUGUCUAAUUAAAAAUGGUGUAAAUUUAAGUACAAAAUUAAAAUGUAAUUCUAAUUACAUCAUGACUAUAUUAAAUGUUGAUUAAGCAUAAAAA